Molecule: messenger RNA, 2289 nt
Organism: Cataglyphis hispanica
Lineage: Eukaryota; Metazoa; Arthropoda; Insecta; Hymenoptera; Formicidae
Product: interaptin-like
Exons: 11
Coding region: 1-2289 (762 amino acids)
Source: RefSeq, a predicted model, not a curated record
AUGCUGAGCGAAGCAGUCACGAUAAAUCCUUCAGAAAAAGCGGAAGAUCGCCCGUCAUCUAAUAGUUCCAAAAAAUCUGCGUUUAGUAUUGGAAGUAAACCCCAUAAGAGUAGAAUUCCAACAACUCAGGUUGCGCGAAAUGCUAUGCAAGGCGAUUCGCCAAUGCAGGAAGAGUCUUCUGUUAACUCCAAUAAUAAUUCCGCUCGUCGACCAAGCAUGACUCCGAAUAUAUCGUCGUGUAAUAAAAAACCAACAAAUGUAAUUACCGCAGAUAAACGACAGCUGGAGAUUCAAUAUAGUUCAAAAAAGUCACGAUAUGUGAAUUUAAAAAAAACCUUCGCCGAUAAACAGAAAAUCGCGCAGGAUUUGUACGACGAAAUAUCGAGUCUACGGGAGAAGAUAAUCACGGCCGGCGGCAAGGAUCCCGGCAAGAUCGAAGAACUAAAAUUAUCUCAAGUUGAAUUUCUUAAGCAAAGCCUGCCGACGUCAAUCGAGACAAACUUGCCUGAUAACGAACAAUGGGAGCAGAUCUGCAUGGAUGAGUCGAUGAUGAUCGGCGUGUCGCUGCUGCAAAAUCAACUGCAGGAUCUCUGCGACCGCUCUCAAGAGUUCUGUCAACGUGCCCUGGACAAGAGCUUGUCAGUCGCGUCUCUCGUAAAGUCCUGGCUGACAGAAUCGCGCCAGGAGAACGAGAUGGGCAAAGUGUCGAUUGUAGUGGAUUAUUCGGAAGUAGAGAUGCAGCAAACGAACCUCGCACAGAGCAACGAGGAGCUAAAGAUGCAACUGGACCAGCUGAAGACGGCCCAAAACAAUUUUAUCGCCGAAUAUGAGAUGAAAUCCUCGAAUUUGCGCAUUGAAUAUGACAAUUAUCUCGAGCGCAUGAAGAAGGAGCAACCAAAUAUCGAUCGCAAGGAUUUGCGGGACCAGCUGAGCACUGCUUUGCUGGAGUUAAAGGCGGAACGUGACAAGGCGAGUCAAGGCAAGGAAAGGAUGCGAUCGAUAGAAUUGCAGAUGAAUAAAGCACGAACGAAGAUUCGUGAGUUAGAGGGGCACGUGGCUAACGAGGAGCAAAAAUCGCAGCAAUUGCAGAACAGCAUGAAAUCUUUGGAGGUUCAGUUAAAGCAAAAGGAUCAGACAAUGGAAUUGAGACUGAAAGAUAUGAACAAAGCACUGAAGAGUAGCGACGAUCUCAUAGCGAAGAUGGAGAAGCAGCGCGAUACUUUCGAAUCACGAAUGCUAGAGCUCAAACAAAAGAUGGCUUACAAGGAAGAUGAAGCAAAUACUACCAUUAAGGAAUUAUCAGAAAAGUUCGAAAUGAUCGAUAAGGAAAUCAACGAAGAAAGAGAAAAAAGACAACAAGCUGAAAGUGCUUUAACAGAAAUCGAAGAACGUUGCAAACAUCUCGAAGAGAAAAGUCGGCUGCUCUGCGAACUCGCAAGUGAAAAGAGCAAUAAAAUAGCUGUAGCAGAUAACAAUCACACGGAAAAUGAAAUUUGUCUGUAUAACGAUUUGACUGCGGCUCGAGCUGAACUGGAACAUAUGAGGGAAAAGAUCGAGCAACUCGAAAAGGAAAAGCAAGAGAUUGUCACUGUAAUGCAUCAGGCGGCCAGCGAUAGCGAAGAUGAGACGAAGGAUAAACUGGCCGCCGAACUCAUAGCCAAGACCAAUGAUCUCCAGAAUCUGUUGUUAGAGCACGCGCAGAUUCAAAAAAUCGCCAGAUUCACGCAAGAAAGGAACGAAGUGCUGGAGAAUCAGUUAUCCGAAAUUCAACGUCAUCUUUAUGCAAAAUCGAAAGAGGGUGGCAAAACGGAAUUCGACACGAUCGAGCUUCAGCAGCAGGUCUGCGAUUUGCGAAAUAGUCUAGCCGAGGCUAUGCAACAGAACCAGGAACUGGAAACCACCCUGACUCAGAAACAGCUGGAGCUGGAGCAACGCGAUCGGGUGAUGCGAGAGCAAAGCAAAUUCCUGAAAGCCAGAGACGAGCUGUUGAGCCUCCUUACGGGAAAGCAGGCGAAUGUGGAUAAUCUUGCGAAUGAAAAUUAUGAAGAUAUUGAUGAAAUCAAUAAGCAGAUUGCGGCGAAGACCGAAGCGAUCCAAGAAUUGUACACUACGCUGGAGAACAAACAGAUGCAAGUGAUGCGAUUGGAAAAGCUGGUCAAGCUGCUGGAGGAUCAGCAGGAUCGGGCGCAGGCACAACGCACGCGGUUGGAGCAUCGCAUCGCUCAGCUAGAAAUAAACUUACGAGAGAAGAACAAUAACAACCGGACUAAAGCCUUCGGCAUCCUAUAA